AUGUCUCAGAGGAAUCCGCUGCAACCCUUCAUAGGAGCUCUGUUCCUGCUCCUCUUUGGUGGCCUCGUCGUGGGAGAGGUCGACAAGGACUUCUCCCACUGCCUUGAUUUCUUCUACAAUAAAACUCCACCUAUGGGUGUCAACGCAGCAGGAUACCAGCCAAUAUGCCAGCGCUACAAAAAUCAGUACCACUUUGCCAGCCUGUACGACCGUCAGCGUCGUGCACCUCUGUUCUCUGCGUACAUACUAAGUCCUGCAGAUGGUAAACGGCCCGGUUCCACUUGGAUGUAUGAACCACAGUUGGCGUUUUCCCGUGCGAGCCCAGAGAUGAAACCUUUUAACAUCUCUGUCGAUCAGAAUGUGAUUGAAAGCCAGGCGGUGCUUCAGGACUACAGGAACUCCAACUUCACCAAAGGCCAUCUCAACCCUAGUAUGCACCAGAAGACCAGAGAAAACCGAGAGGCCACCUUUACUCUGACAAAUAUCGUCCCUCAGCGGGCAGGCUCCAACUCUGGCCCCUGGAGCAGGCUGGAGGGAGAGGUGCUGAGAAAGUUCAAGGCCUACUGUGAAGGCCCAAUGUAUGUGAUCACCGGGGCCAUGCCUUACAACUCAGGGGGACGCUGGAUUAAUAACAGGGUCUCUGUUCCUGAGUACAUGUGGUCUGCCUACUGCUGCCCGUCAUACAAAGCCACCCUUCCUGAAGCUGAGCGGCAGUUUUUCCCAACGUAUGCUGCAGUGGGAAGAAACGACCAAACCAGCGGAGAGGAGAUCGUGCCAGUGAAUAUGAAGGCGAAGGCGGCGGUACGUGGCUAUGAUGUGAGGCGGAUGCCUUUGGAGACCCUGGAGCUGAUCCUGGAGCAAAGACUGGCCAUUCCCAUCAGUCUGUUUGAUGGAAACUGUCAGAAUUAAAGGGCUGCUAGUUAAACUCCAGCAACGAGCCAAGCAGACUUGACUCAACUUCUUCACUGCUGCUUUAAUUACAGAAUAAAUAUUUGAUUAGCCAGAACAUGAUGAUUGUCUCAUGAUGUUUAAACUUACUUGAUUUUGUCAUAUUUUUUUUCUCACAUGUAGAUGUCGUGUUGCAGUACCUCUAAUAAUUUCUUGGCUUACUAAUAAAACAAGGCUGAUAUGGGUAACAAA
Messenger RNA from Stegastes partitus (bicolor damselfish), 1140 nucleotides. Its product is annotated as endonuclease domain-containing 1 protein-like. Lineage: Eukaryota; Metazoa; Chordata; Actinopteri; Pomacentridae. Bases 1 to 909 code for a protein of 302 amino acids. Gene Ontology annotation, molecular function: nucleic acid binding; hydrolase activity; metal ion binding. The record is from RefSeq and is a predicted model, not a curated record. The transcript has 2 exons.